AUCCUUUUCACUGGCAGGCGGGUGGCAGGCGGGCGUCCCUUUGAUCGCAGGUAUAUAGCGCUCGCUGCGAGGGAAGCGAGCCGAGCCGUUCUGGAGAGGCAAUGCAGCUGAGUCAGCCGAAGAGAAGCGCAGGGCUUUCGGUGGCAACUCCAGCGGAGAGAAGUAGCCGAUUUCAGCGGACGCACACCUGGGACACCGUCCCUCCCUCUCUCGGGGAGCUGCCCUCUUCGGUCUGCAGGGAUCGACCGGCGCGAAAUCUUGUUUUCUUAGUGCUCGGAUUCUUCCUUGGUCUAGUUACAGUCUUUCAUCUCGGAGCUACUCAUCCCAGCGCCCUACAUGCUACAGGAAACUUUGUGAUUUAGAGUCACCACAAAGCAAAUAAAAAAAAAUAUGAAAACAAAUCCUGUCAUCCAAGCUGCCAUUGAUCUCACAGCUGGGGCUGUAGGAGGUACUGCCUGCGUGAUAACCGGUCAACCAUUUGACACAGCAAAGGUGAAAAUGCAGACAUUCCCCACCAUGUACCAAGGGCUUGUGGACUGUUUUGUGAAGACCUACAAGCAAGUAGGGUUCCGUGGCUUCUACAAGGGGACCACCCCUGCCCUUGUGGCAAACAUUGCUGAAAAUGCUGUGCUCUUUAUGUGUUAUGGCUUUUGCCAAAAUAUCGUGAGGAAAAUUGCUGGCCUAGAGAGGAAAGCAAAGCUGAGUGACCUUCAAAAUGCAGUGGCUGGCUCCUUUGCUUCUGCCUUUGCCACUUUGGCUCUCUGCCCUACAGAGCUUGUUAAGUGCCGUCUGCAGGCCAUGCACGAAAUGCAAUUAUCUGGGAAGAUAGUGCAACAGCACAAUACAGUUUGGUCAGUAAUCAAAAGUGUACUGCAAAAGGACGGCCCCCUUGGCUUCUAUCGUGGUUGGUUCAGCACUUUGCUACGUGAAAUUCCAGGCUAUUUUUUAUUCUUUGGAGUCUAUGAACUGAGCCGGACCUUUUUGUCAUUUGGAAAACCAAAAGAGGAAUUAGGUCCGGUUGCGUUGAUGCUCAGUGGUGGCUUUGGUGGCAUGUGUCUCUGGAUUGCUGUUUACCCAGUGGACUGCAUCAAAUCUAGGAUCCAAGUUCUUUCCAUGGCAGGACAACAAACUGGCUUUAUGAGAACUUUUGCAAGUGUUGUCAAGACUGAAGGUGUGUUUGCCUUGUACUCUGGACUGAAACCUACUAUGAUCCGUGCAUUCCCAGCCAACGGUGCCCUGUUCCUUGCCUAUGAACACAGCCGUAAACUGAUGAUGAACCAGUUUGAUAGCUAGAACUUUUAUCACAGACAUCAUUAGACUAUGUGUGGUCACCACAGUAAUUGUCCAACUGUGAGUGACAGAUUUUAAAAUGUGAAAUAAGAGUGAAAUGACUAAAUUUUUUUAAAAAAAUGAUUUCAGUAAAAAUGCUGUAUUUUCUAAA
Pantherophis guttatus is the source of this 1441-nucleotide messenger RNA. RefSeq names its product solute carrier family 25 member 15 (gene SLC25A15). Gene Ontology annotation, biological process: mitochondrial L-ornithine transmembrane transport. Lineage: Eukaryota; Metazoa; Chordata; Lepidosauria; Squamata; Colubridae. The record is from RefSeq and is a predicted model, not a curated record. Gene Ontology annotation, molecular function: L-ornithine transmembrane transporter activity. Gene Ontology annotation, cellular component: mitochondrion.